Molecule: messenger RNA, 3908 nt
Organism: Arabidopsis lyrata subsp. lyrata
Lineage: Eukaryota; Viridiplantae; Streptophyta; Magnoliopsida; Brassicales; Brassicaceae
Product: C2 and GRAM domain-containing protein At5g50170
Exons: 11
Coding region: 722-3880 (1052 amino acids)
Source: RefSeq, a predicted model, not a curated record
GCUCCUCUUCUUCUCAUCGAACACUUUUUUUUUCUUCUUCUUGCUUAAUCAAUGGUAUUCUCCAUCUUCUUCUUCACAUUCUCUUCACCUUCACUUUUUGGGCUUUUCGUUUGAGAGAUAAAGACUUUCUAGACGUUUUUUCUUCUCUUAUGCAGUACUAAGCAGAAGAUCAAUUUACAACAGACACCAAAAAAAAAAAAAUUGGUACUGCAAUUCGUUCUCUUUCACAAAACACACAAAUCUUAUUUUUUUUUUUUAAUUCUUUCAUUCUUAGGGUUCUUUCGAUUAAUAGAGUAAAUCAUUUGCUUACUCACCUAUCGCGAGGAAGACAAUGCGGUUUCAGAACUGCGAGUUAGAGUGGAAGAUGAUGUAGUUCAGAAAUUAGGCCAUUAUAUUAAACUCAGUGUGGAGUGUGGACUUCGAAGUAUUUCUCAAGAAGCAGAUCAUGAAGAGGAAGAAGAUUCAUUAUCACCGUCUUCUUCUUCUUCUUGUGGACGGGAUAGAUCUGUGUGGUUAUGUUCAAGCUUGGUCUUUUCUUCGCGAUUCUAACUGCUUUGGGUCUCGCUGGUUACAAAUGGCUCGCUCCUUCAAUCAUGGAUAAGGGAAGAAUGCUGCUUGAUAUUAAUUUCCGUGAAGGAAGUCUAGAAACAAAGUUUUCAAAUUCACAUUUCUUCGAUUCCUUCAUCAUCAUCAUCACCUCUCUCGCUUCUCUCUCAAAUCGAUGAGGCUCUACGUCUACAUAUUACAAGCCAAAGAUUUACCAGCCAAAGAGACAUUCGCGAAGUUUCACGUUGGGAAACACAAGUCCAAAACGAGAGUCGCGAGAGACACUUCGUCACCGAUCUGGAAUGAGGAAUUCGUUUUUCGAAUCAGUGACGUCGACGAAGGUGACGAUGUUGUUGUAUCGAUUCUUCACCAUGAGCAGCAGCAAGAUCAUCAGUCUAUUGUUUCCACCACCGGAUUAAUUGGUAAAGUUCGGAUUCCGCUUUGUUCCAUUGCUGCUGAAGAGAAUCAAACUUUGUUGCCGACUUGGUUUGUUAUUGAGAAGCUUAGUGAUGGCAAGUUCGUUAACAUCGAAUGUGUGACUUGUAGAGGUGUGUAUGGAGGGAGGUUUUGGUUUAUCUAUGGAUAUGAACUUUACCAUUGUCUAUCAGGUAAAAUUCUUCUGAGUUUGUCUUUGCAAGGGAAGUGGGAAAGUACCUCUGGUGAAAAGGUUCUUAAUGAUAAGCAGGAUAUUAACUUGGAGGGUGUGAAAGAACUCCAAGGAUCGCCGAAAGAUUUGAUAUCUUCUAAAGAUGGGAGGCGGCGUAAACACCAUGAUGGGAAGCAUAUAAUGAAGAAUUUUGUCAACCAGAUUGACAAGCUUUUUCAUAAGAAAGAGGAAAUUUCUAAGAGGCUUCAUGAUGAUUCAUCGGUAGAUCAAACCGUUAACUCAAAUUAUGAGGAUGCUACUGACAAAUGUUCUUCCUCUGCUACUUGUACUGGCUUUGAGGAAGGUCUUGACCUGAUGCAGUCUUGUGACAGCGAAAGAGAAGAAAUGCCUGAGAAUCUUCAAGGGGGAAUUCUUCUUGAUCAGAAAUAUUUAGUUUCACCUUGUGAUCUUAACAAAUAUCUUUUCACGCCUAGUUCGCAAUUUAGGAAAGAAUUGGCCGAACUUCAAGGUCUAUCGGAUGUACAGGAAGGGCCUUGGACAGUGAUGCAAGAAGAUACUCCUCGUCUAACACGGGUUGUUACAUACAUGAGAGCUGCAUCAAAGAUGGUCAAAGCUGUAAAAGCUACUGAGAAUCAAGUUUAUCGGAAAGCGAGCGGGAAGCAGUUUGCUGUUUUUGUUAGUGUAAGCACACCAGAUGUUCCAUAUGGAAAUACCUUUAAAAUAGAGUUGCUUUACAAGAUACUACCUGAAACAGAGCCAACUGCUGAUGGGGAAUCUUCUCGACUGAUCAUAUCAUGGGGAAUUCAGUUUAAUCAAAGUACUAUAAUGAAAGGUAUGAUUGAAGGAGGUGCUAGGCAAGGGCUGAGAGAGAGCUUUGAACAAUUUGCUAAUCUCCUGACUAAGACUUACAAAACUCUUGAUCCGGCUGCUGUAUUGGACAAAGAUCAGGUUAUAGCAACAGUGCAGUCAGAACAAAAGACUGAUUUGAAAUCAGCUUUUCUAUACUUUUGGAGUUCCUCUGUCUUCUGUGCUGUUCUUUUGUCUGUAUAUGUUGUGGCUCAUAUGCUGCACUGUGAGCCCAGCAAAAUCCAAGGGUUUGAAUUUUAUGGCCUUGAUUUGCCUGAUAGUUUCGGAGAGCUAUUAAGUAGUGGAAUACUAGUUCUUCUUUUGGAGCGUGUUUAUAUGAUGACUGUGCACUUCAUACAAGCUAGAUUGCAUCGAGGAAGAGAUCAGGGAGUCAAAGCAAAUGGUAAGGGAUGGAUUCUGACAAUAGCUUUAAUUAAGGGAACAAAUUUGGCUUCAGUGGAAGCAACAGAGCUCUUUGAUCCCUAUGUUGUUUUCACUUGCAAUGGGAAAACAAGAACUAGCUCUGUCAAACUUCAAGCUCAGGAUCCACAGUGGAAUGAGGUAAUCGAGUUUGAUGCAAUGGAGGAACCACCAUCGGUAUUAGAUGUAGAGGUAUUCGAUUUUGAUGGUCCAUUUGACCAGGGUGCUUCUCUUGGGCAUGCAGAGAUCAAUUUCUUGAAACAUACAGCCGAUGAACUUGCGGACAUGAGUGUUCCUCUAGUUGGUCAUCAUGCUCAAGCCUCCCAGUCAAAGUUACAACUGCGAAUUUUUCUGGAAAACAAGAACGGGGUUGAAACAAUGAAGGAUUACUUGAGUAAGGUGGAAAAGGAAGUUGGCAAGAAGUUGAACAUUCGGUCACCACAGAAGAACUCCGCUUUCCAGAAACUGUUUGGUUUGCCCCAUGAAGAAUUUCUUCUCAAAGAAUAUACUUGUUACUUGAAGAGAAAACUGCCUGUGCAGGGCAAGCUUUUUCUGUCUGCUAGAAUUGUGGCGUUCUACUCGAAUGUAUUUGGACACAAGACAAAGUUUUACUUUCUUUGGGAAGAUAUUGAUGACAUCCAAGUGCUUCCCCCAACUUUUGCUUCAUUAGGAAGCCCUUUACUGCUCAUUAUUCUGAAAAAGAACCGAGGUCUUGAUGCAAAGCAUGGGGCUAAAUCUCAGGAUGAUGAAGGAAGACUUUGGUUCUAUUUUCAGUCAUUCGUGUCAUUUGAUGCGACCAGCAGGACAAUCAUGGCUUUGUGGAAAACAAGGACGUUAAGUGUAGAUCAUAGAGCACAAAUAGCAGAAGAAGACCAAGAUGUGGCAGAUCCUUUCCUCUUGCCUGAAGCUGUUGCAGUUGUUUCAGAUACGGAUGCAUUAAUGAUGUCAAAAGUGUACACGUGUGAUCUACCUGGCGAUGUAGAAUUGGUAAUGAAGAUCUUUGGUGGAGGAGAAUUGGAGCGUAAGAUCAUGGAGAAAUCCGGAUGUCUGAGUUACGCGAGUACAACAUGGGAAUCUAAAAAACCAGGCAUCUACGAAAGACGCCUUUCUUACAAAUACAAUCACUAUGUGUCUGUAUUUGGAGGCGGAGUUACCUGCACACAACAGAAAUCUCCAGCUCCAAAUGAUGAAGGCUGGAUCAUAAAUGAGAUUGUGGCUCUCCACGAUGUUCCAUUCGGAGACCAUUUUCGCGUUCAUAUAAGGUAUGAGGUGAAGAAAGCAGGAGUUGAUUGUAAAACAAGUAAAUGCGAAGUGUAUCUGAAGAUCAGGUGGCUAAAAACAAUAAAGUUCGAGCAAAGAAUUAGCAAAAGUAUAAUGGAGAAAUUCAGGAAUCGAUUCAAAGUUAUAUUUGAUUUGUUCCAGAAAGAAUCUGUUGCAAAUUCAUCUUUGACACUUCUCUGACUAAUAAAACUAUACCUGUUUUAGAUCU